AUGUCCGAGCCAAAGCGACGAAAAGUCGAUUUUGAAAACAGGAUAUUUCAAGCAAAAUGGACUGAAGAUUUUUUCUUUAUUCUUCCACCUCAUAAAAAUGCGAAACCAACGUGUCUAAUUUGCAACGAAACAGUUGCUGCGUGUAAAGCAGCAAAUAUAAGUCGUCAUUAUGAGACUAAACAUUUGAAAAAAUAUGACAAAGAUUUUCCAAAGGGUUCUUCACUGAGAAUUGAAAAAAUUAAUAUCCUUCGUUCAUCAUUUGAGCAUUCUCAAAUAAUAAUGAAACGCUCAACGUCUGACCAGGAAAAAUGCACUGAAGCAUCUUUGCGUGUUGCAUGGAUUUUGGCUAAACAUAUGGUGGCAUUUUCAUAUUCUGAGGUAGUUAAAGAAUGCUUGAUACAAGUCUCAAAUGCAGUUUUCAAUAAUAAAAAAGAAAUUACUGAAAUGUUUAACAAAAUUCCAUUAUCUCGUGAUUCUACGAUUCGUAAGACCGAAAUUUGCGCAAAAUCAGUUCGUGAGAGUAUAUUGGCUGAUCUUACUAAAACACAGUUUUUCUCACUUGCGAUUGACGAAUCUACAGACAUAUCUGAUGUAGCACAAAUGGCUGUGUUUGAAUUUAUGAAUAAUAAUAACCUCUCAUACCAAAAAAUUCUUUCGGUAGUUACUGAUGGUGCACCAGCAAUGAUUGGGAAAACAAAUGGUUUUGUAACACUUUUGAAGCAAAUAAAUUCUAAAGUCAUUUCAUUACACUGCAUAAUUCACCAAUCAGUUCUUUGUGCAAAGCUUUCAAAUGAUUUAAAAAAUGUCAUGAAUACAGUAAUGAAAAUUAUCAAUUACUUAAAAUCUCACUCAGCAUUACAACAUCGCUUACUCCGAGCUUUUCUCGAAGAAUGUAAUUCUGAAUACACAGAUCUUCUUUUGCAUAACGAUGUUCGCUGGUUGAGCAAGGGAAAUGUACUCAAAAGAUUAAUAACUUUGCUAAGUGAAAUUUCAGAUUUUCUCAAAAGUAGAAAUACAAAAACGGCUACCGAAUAUUAUGAAUUUCUUUGCAAUGCAAAUAAUACUGCUAAAUUAUGCUUUUUGUGUGAUAUGUUCUCACAUAUUAAUGACCUGAAUUUAGCUUUGCAAGGAAAGGGAAAACUGAUUUGUGAUAUAUGGGAAAAAAUUAAAGCUUUCCAAAGAAAGUUAAAACUAUUUGAAAAUGAUUUGAAUUCUAGAGAGCUGAUACAUUUUCCGUUAUUAAAAGCACAUUUUGAAAGCAAUGAAAAAAUUCCACAAUUUAAGGAAUACGAGCGCUUUUUGAAAGAUAUGCAAACUGAAUUUGCUUCCCGAUUUACAGAUUUUGGACAGAUUGACGACUUAUUAAAAGCAAUGCAAAGCCCAUUCAGUCUUGAAACAAAUGGUAAUUGGGUUAAUGCAGCAGUGCAACUGUUUACUCUCGAAAAAGCUAAACUGCAACUUGAAAUUAUUGAAUUUCAAGAGAGUAAUGUGCUGCGAGAGAAAUUUGCCGAAACAGAUAUUACACAAUUUUGGAUAGACACACUCCCUGAACAAUCUUAUCCAAAUCUAAAACAAAUGGGUACUUUGUUAUGUACAAUGUUUGGAUCCACAUAUGUUUGUGAAGCAGCAUUUUCAAAGAUGAACAUAAUAAAAAAUAAAUAUCGAAAUCGAAUCACAGAUAACCAUUUACGCGACUGCAUGUUAGUGGCCAAUACCACUUACGAACCGAAUUUCACAAAACUAAGCCAAGACGGAAAAGCUCACUUUUCACAUUAA
This is a messenger RNA of Megachile rotundata (alfalfa leafcutting bee), 1776 nucleotides long. Its product is annotated as general transcription factor II-I repeat domain-containing protein 2A-like. The record is from RefSeq and is a predicted model, not a curated record. NCBI's taxonomy places the organism in Eukaryota, Metazoa, Arthropoda, Insecta, Hymenoptera, Megachilidae. Gene Ontology annotation, molecular function: protein dimerization activity.